AUGGUUGAUUUUUUAAACAACCAUUCUGAUUUGUUAAAAGGCAAACAUUCAGCCACUUUUACAAAAAAUAUUGCCGCAAAACAGUGGCAAGAACUAACAGAUUUGUUAAAUUCAAUCCCAGGGCCAAUAAAACACUGGAAAACCUGGCAUAGAACAUGGCAAGAUCUUAAAGCUGAGGCAAAAAAAAACAAGCUCAGCUCAACAAAAGCUUGA
Messenger RNA from Macrosiphum euphorbiae (potato aphid), 213 nucleotides. NCBI's taxonomy places the organism in Eukaryota, Metazoa, Arthropoda, Insecta, Hemiptera, Aphididae. The record is from the annotation of a GenBank genome assembly.